CAGACCAUUUUUUCGAUGUUAUGCAGAAAUGACUGGUUUCAAAAUGAUUCCGUCUGAUACGAUAUUGGAGAAAAAGACGCCCUCCUGUCUCUUCUUUCGAUUGGUGAAAACCGCAGGUCUCUAGCUGAUUGCGUUCUUGAGUUAUUCAAAAAACAGUGGGACGCAAUCUAUUUUGAAACGGACAUUAGUAGAGAAAUUCAAUACAAAUGAUAGAUUCGAUCGAGGAUUUAUAUAUAUUGAGUUUUUUCAGUAGAGAAAAAAUUUUUUUUUAUUUUAUUUUGUUUUAAAAAUCUCUACUUAUCCAAUUUCUUUGAUAAUACAAUCAUAGUUAAGUAUUUUGAAAAUAAUUUUAUUUAUUCGUUGUUUUUUUCUUAUAUAAAUCCUAAACAAUAGGAUUAUUGGCUGAUUAGAAAAUUUGAAGAUCAGGUAGAUAAGAAUAUAUUUUCAUUUUCUAUAUAUAUAUUUACUUAGAGAUGACCAAAGGUUCUAAUCCUUAUCAUCAGACAAGGUAAUCUAUACAGGCACAUUGAAUGAAAUAUAGUAAAUUAUGUUUUCGUAAAACAAUACUACGUAUAUAAGAUUUUAACUCGUCAUAAACUCUACAAAAUCAAAUGUGAGAAAAAAUAUUUUACAAAUACUUUCGACUAAUAUCAAUAAGCACAAUGUUCAGUAACAUAUACCAUGCUUAGCUAUCGGUAUCGAAUAGUCGCCUAUCAAUAAAUUGACUUGAGUUCCUUUAAAGUUUUAUGAAAUUCUGGUUUACUAUAUCUCAUUCGCAAAGUAAAUAUGUUCUAUAAAUUUGAUUGAGAUUAUGUUAAUUUAUUCUCUUAAAUAAAUAUAUUAAAAAAAUAAUAAAACUAUUUAAAUUUGAAAUGAUUGAUUUACUUAAUUUAAAUUUUAGUGGUGAACAAGCUCGUCUACAAUGAAUAGCUCAAUUAAUAAAUAGAUUACCUGAUAUAAAUCUUUAGGUAUUUUUAUUGGAUGUAGUAUAUUAUAUGGUAAAGAUCAAUCAUCAUCCCAACAAUCGAUUUCAAAUUCUUCUCAACAAGAAUAAACGUCGAAAUCAUUUAAAUGUCAACCUGAUCUUAUUCCAACUGAAUUUCAUUCCGUAUUUUUUUUUGAUUUAUUUUAAAUAAUUUUUCUUUUUUUUUUAUAGAAAAGUCAAAGUGUUUCAAAUGAAAAUUUAUUAGAUAUUCAAAGUACACCAGGAUAUCCUCAACCAUCUCCUGGAACACAUCGCAAAAAUAAAGCACCUCGUCCACCAACAUCAUCUUCAAUUAAUCAACAAACAUCAGUUGAACAAGUUAAUUAUGAAAAUAUUUCAUCUGAUUUUAAUUUAAAUAAGAUAAACAAAUAA
Molecule: messenger RNA, 1357 nt
Organism: Rotaria sp. Silwood1
Lineage: Eukaryota; Metazoa; Rotifera; Eurotatoria; Philodinida; Philodinidae
Source: the annotation of a GenBank genome assembly